UUUAAGUAUAUUGUGCGCCAGUUCUUUAAAGUUAGACCCUACUGGAUCGGAAACAAAAGAGAUAUUCCCGAAAGAAAAGAGCGGCAAAGAUUGUUAAACUAAUUAACAAGUCAAAUUUAUAUUCGAGAUUUCGCACGAUAUAAUUUAUCAGGCUAUUACGUAUACGAAACGCUGGUGAAUUGUUUAUUUGGCAACACUGGUCGUAAACACUCUUGUUUCUCAGAAGCGUCUGUGAACAAAGUUUCAAUCGAAGAUUUGUAAAUUCUCGUCGAAGACUUCACGACGGUUUUCAUAGUCGCUGAAGAAGGCAUCCGAAGGCUUAUUAACAAAGACAUUCCUCCGUGAGUUUGAUUUGUGAGUGAACUUUUCGCUUGAGUGAAAGAACAACCGUCAUGUCUAAUAAGAAAGAGGUGAAGGAAUCGAAGAAGUCUGUCUCCAUUUUCUCGAUACUCCGUUGUUGUGUUGCCGGAGAAUCGAAGCCAAAAGUACAGAAAAAGCCUGAUGGGGAGCCAGCUAGUACUGAUCAGAAAGAUGCUCCGGUGGAGGAAGGGAAAGAAGCUUUGCAAGACGCUGGAAAGGUAGAAAGGAAAAGCGGUGAUUUGGAAUUAGAAUACAAGCCUUCUCCUCCGGAUCCUGUCGUGUCACCGAGCGAUGAUUACAAACCAAGCUACGAUGAAGCUAGCACUGCUUCAGCAGCGCCUUCCACUGUGGGAAGCGACGAAGAUCCCAGUUUCAACGCACCCGCGAGCAUUCAAGUUGUGCAAGAGAACGGCGCAUCUUCGGGAACGACGCGGGAUAUCGGGACGGGCGGACGCAUCAAUAUGCAGUUCGUCUUUGAUCCUGAAUCAUCAAAGUUGACGUUGACCGUCCUGGGCGUCGAAUUCCCGCCGUUUCAAAAGUGGAAAUUGGAUGAUUUGGAAGUGAGUUGCAUGCUUCUGCCAAUUCACCAACACAGCUUCCGCGCGCGCCCUAAGAAGUUUAAAGAUCCCUUCACGAUGAUCUUGACCCCAAAGGAAAAAAUUAAAAUGAUGUCUCUUCGAUUUCGCUUGUACGAUCACCGCGCCAUGUCCAAACAUAUGAUUGGACAGGGAGUUGUGAAUCUAGGAGAGAUCAAGCUUGGUCCACAAGCGGUCAAAAUCGCCCUUGAUCUGAACAUUCCUGAAACCUACGCCAUUGAUUCCCGCUACAUCGCGUCUGUCACGGGUGAGAGCGGGCAAACGCCCGCGGAAGACAGCAAGCCGGAAAUCCUACUUUCUCUGGAGUACCGCGCGCUGACGAGGAAAUUGAUCACUGAAGUUAUCAAAACCCGCAAUCUCGGGCUUCUGAGUAACUCCAAGCCGCAAGACAUCGCCGUCGAAAUGAAGCUGAUUGGCGAUAACAACCAAGUUUUACGAGUAUGUCGAACCUCCCUCAAGAAACAUGUCAUCGAUGCCGAAUUUAAUGAGAUGUUCAUGUUCCGCGUGACGUAUGAGAAGCUGGCCAGCAUCGCAGUGAUUUUCACUCUGUACCGCAUGACGGAGAGGCGAGGAAAAAGAGAAAACAUCGGAGAGGUUUGCUUCGGCAAACAGUCAAGCAGUCAUCAACAAGAGAAUCACUGGAAUGACGCCGUGAGAGGCUCCGAGAGAGUGGUCACGCAAUGGCAUCCACUGUUCAAAUGAGUUUACGGAGAAUAUUUCGAUGGAACCACGUAAAGCAAGGAAAAAGGAAAUAGUAUGAAUUUACAUGACAUUCGUAGUAUUAGUUUAAUAUAAUCUUAACAUAAAUUGUCUUGUUCACACUCUCUGACUCACUGACACCUCUGUUCCGAUCUGGAGUAUAUUAUCAUAGUAAUAUUUUUCUACUUCCUUUCCUAUUGGACCGGUAUGCACACAUGAAUACAUUACGAACACAGAGCAUUAAUCUUAUCUCAAACAAUUAGAAAAUUUUAAGUUGGAAAUCAAAUUGAUUUGCAUUCGGGAAAAUAAAAAAA
This is a messenger RNA of Orbicella faveolata, 1969 nucleotides long. Its product is annotated as synaptotagmin-14-like. Gene Ontology annotation, molecular function: phospholipid binding. The record is from RefSeq and is a predicted model, not a curated record. Lineage: Eukaryota; Metazoa; Cnidaria; Anthozoa; Scleractinia; Merulinidae.